Camelina sativa (false flax) is the source of this 1766-nucleotide messenger RNA. RefSeq lists its product as uncharacterized. The record is from RefSeq and is a predicted model, not a curated record. Lineage: Eukaryota; Viridiplantae; Streptophyta; Magnoliopsida; Brassicales; Brassicaceae.
UAGCAGUCUUCUUCGUAGGCUUCGCUUCGCCUUGGAGGCGCUCUCUCCUCAGCUUUUUCGAGUCUCUCUCUCUCGCUCAUGGCCGUACCCGGAGGAUUCUUCUCUUCCACGGCGCUUCUCCGGCAUUGUCCUGUAUCGAAAACAGAGGAGGGAGGAGGAAGCUGCUUCCAUGUCGCGCCUCGCCGAGUUUUUCAUCCUCACCGCCUCAACACUAAUUCUGGGAGUGGAUUUCUCAACUGUAACCGUGACUAUUUUACAAGAACAUAUUUGCGGAAGAAUAGGACUCAAGCCAUAGCAGAGUAUUUGGGUUCAACUUCAGAUCCUAAGAAGCCAACUGGGAAGUCAAGUUAUCAUCCUUCAGAAGAUAUCAGAGCAUAUGUGCCAGAGAAUCCUGCAGAUUCUAGGCUUUCCCCUCCUGUAACUGCUAGAACCAUCAUUGAGGUGAACAAAAAAGGAACCUUGAUGCUUUCAGGAUUACUUGGUAUAGGAGUUCAUGAGAAUAUUCUCUGGCCUGAUAUACCUUAUGUAACAGAUCAGCAUGGAAAUAUAUACUUUCAAGUAAAAGAAAAUGAGGACAUAAUGCAGUCUGUUGUUUCUUCUGAUAACAAUUAUGUGCAAGUAAUAGUAGGUUUUGAUACGAUGGAAAUGAUCAAGGAUAUGGAGCUGAGCAGUCCAUCUGGUAUUGGUUUCGGGAUUGAAGAAAUCGAUGAUGGUGAAAGUGAAGUAGAGUAUGAAACCAAGGGGGAUGAGGAUAAAAGAGAAGACAAAGAUGAUGAGGAAUGGGUUGCUGUUUUAGAAGAUGGAGAUGAAGACGAUGAUUAUGUUUCGGAUUCUGAUGAAUCACUUGGAGACUGGGCAAACUUGGAAACAAUGCGGUAUUGUCACCCUACGUAUUUUGCCAGGAGGAUGGCCGAGGUUGCUUCAAAUGAUCCAGAAAAUUGGAUGGAGCAGCCGUCAGCUGGCCUUGCUAUCCAGGGACUAUUGAGUCGUGUUGUUGUGGAGGAUUACUCGGAUAUCCAGAAACAUAUCUCUGAUUGCAAGGCUACAUGUACUGACAAAAACAAGGAUGUAGAAAACUCAGGAGAGAAAUUUGAAGGCAUUAGUAGGCCAAGUGGAGAUGAGUCUGAGAUAUUGCAGGUUGAAAAUUCGAAAAAUGCCAUAUCGUAUUACAAGCUGGAGAUAAUAAGAAUCCAGCUCAUUACGGCACAGGGGCAUCAGACUGAAGUAAAAGUGGGAGACGUCAGGAAAGCACAACCUGAUGCUAUUGCUCGUGCAUCAGAUGGUAUCGUCUCUCAGUUAGAAGAAAAUGGUGAUAAACUAACUGACGCCCUCAGAUCUCUGUGUUGGAGGCAUAAAGGGCUUCAAGCAGAGGAAGUGAAGCUCAUUGGGAUAGAUUCACUUGGUUUCGACCUCAGGAUUUGCUCAGGAAUGCAAAUUGAGACAUUACGGUUUGCAUUCUCGAUAAGGGCAACAUCAGUACACAACGCUGAGGGACAGUUGAGAGAUUUAUUAUUCGCAUCGACACCUUCCAAACCGCAGAAACCAAAACAAACGAGUGAAAAGGAAUCUUGAUGAUGUACCUACAAGAAACAUAUUCAACUGCAAGUUUCUGUGUAUUAAUGGGAAGUGUCCCCUCACUAGUCAGACAUGAACUAACAACUCAUGUAACGGCUUAUUCUUGAUGCUGUAUCGUUGGGUUAUGUUUAUGCUUUGGGGGGGUUUCUCGUAAUCAAAAUAUAUGGAAAAAAAAGUAAAAAAUUAGAAUA